Molecule: messenger RNA, 1764 nt
Organism: Prorocentrum cordatum
Lineage: Eukaryota; Dinophyceae; Prorocentrales; Prorocentraceae
Source: the annotation of a GenBank genome assembly
CCGCAAUCAUCUUCUUCGUCCACUGACCGACCGACACCCCCUACGGCGCAUACAGGUUUACAAACAACAAAAGUGCCCAACUAAUCAACAUCCCCCCGACAUUGUUUUUUCAAGCAACGCCUGCAAGGAACAAACGACCGCCCGUGUAGCUGGCAAAAUGAUUCGGCGCUGGUCGCGAAAAUAUGUGUCGAUGAGAACGAACUCAUUAAAUGGCAUCGCGGUGUGCUCAGAUGUGAUUUGACACGCUGCAGACGCCUACACAUAAGAACCAGCGGCCGCUCCAAGAUUUGGCUGGAGAGCCUUGCGUCGAGAAGGAGGAGAGGAGGCGGAGCAGAAGAUAGGGAGAAACUGAAGGGCAUGGAAUGCUGAGUAGCCCUAGAAUUAUGCGCUUGACUGCACCUGUGAACAAAAAACUGCGAAAGCACCCAUCUAUAUGGCUGGCAAGAUGACAUGAUUCGGCACGAUUAGCUACGUAAGACGACUUCGCACUCCUGGCAUCUCCACUGGAAACGCAGGACAGGGAGCAUGUAGAAGGAGGAAUGGCGCGCGCUCAAGGUUCUAUGUUCACGCUGACCUCGUUAUGUUUGCUUGUGAAGGCGAUCGCCUCGAUGGGCAAGCAGUGCUGUGUCCCAGGUGGCCCAGGCUCGGCACCUCUGCGGUCGGAAGCACCCAUCUGCCACGAGGCGUGCCAGGGGCGCGGUCAGGCAGCGCCUCCAGUGGAGGGGGCCGAGCCUGAGCCGACCUGCGGGAGGGAAAACACUCUGGCUCCAGAGCGCAGCGAGUCGUGGGUGGCGGCGCGCCGUGACUCUAAGCCGCGCUUCAAAGACCUGGCACGGAGUGCCACGGCGCGAGAGGCGACGGGCGUCCAAAGCAGCGAGAAAGGCAUCGGUUCCAGCAGCGCGCUUUAAAAGGGCCGAGUUUGAAUCAGAAAAUUAUAACUGGCAGGAGGGGCGCCAGGGAAACCUCACUGGAAGUGAGGACGAGGGAGGACGAGGAAGCGAGCUUAGCAGCUUGGCACAGGGCUGGUCCACAGCCCGAAUCAUGGAAACGACAAGGGAAACGAAAGGACGACAGCUGGCAGCCUCCGAAAACUCUUGGAAGCCAACGUUGACCUCUCAUGGAGUCUCCUACUUUACCUCCGCUAAGUUCCACCGAGCUUCUGCCAGCGGAACAGCCCUCGGUGUACUUGCGCUGAUUUUCGCCGAGGGCGAGAGGUUCACCCUUCGAGCCCUCGAACAGGACCGACACACAUCUGAAUAGCGCACGCAGGAUCGGACCGAAACUUGAAUCGAAGAAUCAGAUCGGCCAGGCAUCGAGGCCCUAAACUUGGCCAGGCCUCUGAGGGGCCACUUGCGAAAGCCAUUGGAAGGCCUGGCCAAGCCUGGUGCUGGCGCGUCACUGGCCACUCUCAGGAACUCGAUGCGACGCCGCAUGCCUUCCGAACCCGCCGGCCUUGAAGGCAAUGUGGGCUCACAACUGUUUUUUCAUCGCGAAGACAAGGCGAAAUACAGCAGCAGUAGUCUGACUGGUGGGGCAACGUCGGCCAUACAGGCCGACGAAGAGCCACUCAGCAUCGAAGGCAAGGCAACUCGGUAUAAACACAAGCCUACGUUACGCAUCACCCAGCCGCCGCCACAGCGACUCCCCCCAUGCCCCCUCUCCACGGAGACUCGGGGGGGAAGAGAGUGGGAGGAAGAGGAAGGAAGAACGCCAGACUCUGGAGAGGACGCGGGGUACAGGCCCUGCCAUUCGAAACGAUGCCAG